This is a messenger RNA of Closterium sp. Yama58-4, 1074 nucleotides long. The record is from the annotation of a GenBank genome assembly. NCBI's taxonomy places the organism in Eukaryota, Viridiplantae, Streptophyta, Zygnematophyceae, Desmidiales, Closteriaceae.
AUGAAACUAGAAGAAGUCACUCAAGACCUCCUUGUGUGGCCGUCAUCUCAAGACCCCCUUGUGUGGCCGUCAUCUCGAGACCUCCUUGUGUGGCCGUCAUCUAAAGACCUCCUUGUGUGGCCGUCAUCUCAAGACCCCCUACCCCCUGUGUGGCCGUCAUCUCGAGACCUCCUUGUGUGGCCGUCAUCCCGAGGCCUCCUUGUGUGGCCGUCAUCUCAAGACCUCCUUGUGUGGCCGUCAUCUCAAGACCCCUCCCGUGUGGGACCUCCCCGUGUGACCUCUCUCUCUCGCCGCGAGAUCCUCUUCUCUCUCUCACCGCGAGAUCCUCUUCUCUCUCUCUCGCCGCGAGAUCCUCUUCUCUCUCUCGCCGCGAGAUCCUCUUCUCUCUCUCGCCGCGGGAUCCUCUUCUCUCUCUCGCCGCGAGAUCCUCUUCUCUCUCUCGCCGCGAGAUCCUCUUCUCUCUCUCGCCGCGAGAUCCUCUUCUCUCUCACCGCGAGAUCCUCUUCUCUCUCGCCGCGAGAUCCUCUUCUCUCUCUCGCCGCGAGAUCCUCUUCUCUCUCUCGCCGCGAGAUCCUCUUCUCUCUCUCGCCGCGGGAUCCUCUUCUCUCUCUCGCCGCGAGAUCCUCUUCUCUCUCUCGCCGCGAGGCCCUCUUCUCUCUCGCCGCGAGGCCCUCUUCUCUCUCGCCGCGAGGUCCUAUUCCAGUGUGGGUCCCCUUCCCUUGUGGUUCUUCUCAUCCCGUGUGUGCCAUCCAUGAGGUAAGUUGCGGCGACCUUGGCGCUUCACGUGGCUCCGAUGGCUUCCAUGAGAAAGCGGACCGUUCGAUGGAGCUUCACACCGCGAUUGGCGACGCUUCUCCCGUCGCUCGGCAGUUGGCGACGCUUCUCUCGUCGCUCGGUGGUUGGCGACGCUUCUCCCGUCUUGCGGCGCUUCGUGCGGCUCUCGGCGACGCGUCUCGUCGCAUGGCGGCACUUCUCUUUUUCGUCAUCGAUUUUUUCUCGUUUAUUGUUGCUUUCUGUUUCGCUUUGUUUUCUCAUGGUUCUGACCGUGCUCCUUGUUACCUGCAGUUAGUGUAG